Messenger RNA from Phycodurus eques (leafy seadragon), 2309 nucleotides. Its product is annotated as insulin-like growth factor-binding protein 3. Gene Ontology annotation, biological process: regulation of insulin-like growth factor receptor signaling pathway. Lineage: Eukaryota; Metazoa; Chordata; Actinopteri; Syngnathiformes; Syngnathidae. The record is from RefSeq and is a predicted model, not a curated record. Gene Ontology annotation, cellular component: extracellular region. Gene Ontology annotation, molecular function: insulin-like growth factor I binding; fibronectin binding; insulin-like growth factor II binding. The transcript has 4 exons. The coding region runs from base 68 to 940 and encodes 290 amino acids.
UGAGAGCGCAGAAGGAGUCGCCACAGCAGGAUUACUCCCCCCCCCUCCCCCGGCCACUCACGCCACCAUGGAUCCGUGCUUCCGCGCACUUUGCGUGACUUUGGUGCUGGCGUCUUUCGGCCGUGGGUCAGGUGCGCUCGGCCCGGUGAUCAGGUGCGAGCCGUGCGACGACGGCGCGCGUCUGUCCUGCAAGCCCCUGCCCAAGGACUGCGCCCAGAGAGUCCGAGAGCCGGGCUGCGGCUGCUGCCUGACGUGCGCGCUCAGCUUCGGCCAGCCGUGCGGCGUGUACACGGGCAGAUGCGGCGCCGGGCUCUCCUGCCAGCACCAGCCGGGCGAGACCAGACCUCUGCAGGCGCUUCUGGAGGGGCGAGGGGUGUGCGCCAACGACACGAGCACUCGACGGCUCGCGGAGGGACCGACGCCUCCGGUCAAUGAACUGCCAGAGACCCUCGAGACUGAGGAUGAGGAACGCAACUCCACUGGCGCUGUCCUCCAGAAGAUGAACGGCGCUCACAGCAGACCCGCGGGACCCGUGAGACCGCUGCUUAACCCCUUCCUGCCCUCCGCCAAGGCCGAAAUCCUACGACGGGAGCAGCAGAAGAGAACCAAGAGCUAUAAAAUGGAGGAAGUGCCUGGACCACUCCUGACAGACCAACAGAACUUCUCCCUGGAGAUCAAACCGGAGCCUGAGUAUGGUCCUUGUCGGCGAGAGAUCGAGAGCAUCCUCAGCAGCCUCAAGAUUACAGACAUCCUCAACCCCCGAGGUUUCCGCAUACCAAACUGUGACAAGAAGGGCUUUUACAAGAAAAAACAGUGCCGUCCAUCCAAGGGCAGAAAGCGAGGCUUCUGUUGGUGUGUGGACAAAUACGGGCAGCCCUUGCCAGGUUUCGAUGGGAAGGAGCGAGGAGUCGUCCGGCACUUACACUCGCAGAGCCAAUAGGAGCCCAAACGGGACGUUGAGGGAAGGGGAGGGCUAAAGAUCUGUAAACAAGCAGAGACACUGAGGAUAUUGGGAGAGAGCCGAUACGUGGAUGUUUGCUCUUUCUAUCCGUGGGACCUUUUUACACAAGGAACAAGAUGGAUUCUUCUGGAACAUUUCUGACAAAGAAGAAGACUCGAGCAAUUGCUCUCUAAAGCUGAUCAGACGCACAGUUUUGCUGCAAGCACAAUGAAUGGUGCCUUUUCUUUACGAUGAAUUGUCGAAAUUGUCAAACUUUGACGCCAUGCACAUUACAUGCCGUAAGCAAAAAUAAUAAAUAAAUACAUAAAUAAAUAAAUAACUUCUUCCGGUUAGGGCUCAUUUGGGCAAAUUUCUGAGUCACAGUUUGACCAAGUAUGAACUCUGGAAUUCGACCAAAAUGUUUUUUUUUCAAACCAAAAUGGCAGACACCCGAUUCAAUCCAAUUUGCACGCAUACCUGAGACUUUUCUAUGCCUGCCAUCAGAUUUUGUAUUGAUCAUUGAAAGUGGUAUCGGAGCUAAUUUCUUUCAGAAUUUCCCAGCUGCGCUAAUGAGUGAGUAUGGCAAGGGUCGUAUUUAUGACCCCAACAUUUUCACCUGGAAGCAUACGCUUGCAAAAUGUGGCGCAUUUGCGAGCACGGUGUAACCAACAUGAAUACCGGAGUGCAUGAAAAAGUUUUCUCAACUUUCCAAGGAGCAUUACUGAGGGAGUUCUCUGGGGGUCAUGUUCGGGAACUCGAAAAUACAUUUUCACAAGCAUACACGGGCUUGCAAAAAUUGGUGUUUUCGGGCGUGUUGAGCUCGCCAAAAAAGUCGAUUUAAUACCAGUAAACACAUCAAAUCCAAGAGGGUCUUGGCACUGCUUGGGGCUUCGAUCCCAAUAAAUCUUCAUUACAAACAUGCAUUUGCAUUCAUUCUCCAGAAGAAGCGGGCGUUACUCAGGGAGUCAACCUGUCCAAUGCAUCGCGUGAGUUAGCCCAGAAAUUAGCGCAACUGUCUCUUAUUAAUCAAUACUGCUAAUAUCUAAUCAAGAUCAAAUGAGAAUAAAGGCUGGAACCCGCUUAUUUCUGGUCACCAUUGUUUGGGAUCUGGUUACAUUUCUGCUGGGUCGUCAAACAGGCACACAAUUUCUUGCCCAAAAUAACUUCUGACCCCUGUUUAUAUUAAAUUAAUUACCAGUGGGUUAUGUACAGUGUAUGUCAAUGUUAUGGGGAAAACGGGCCUUUUUUUUUUUUUUAUGUGCUGAAAACCAUUUGGAAACCCUGCCUGAGGUAACUAUGUAGUUUGCAUGUACAAUAUAAGGCAACCCUCAAAGGUCUAUUUUUACUUAAUAAAGGCACUAUGAAACCA